Messenger RNA from Laccaria bicolor S238N-H82, 1497 nucleotides. RefSeq lists its product as uncharacterized. Gene Ontology annotation, molecular function: ubiquitin conjugating enzyme binding; zinc ion binding; ubiquitin protein ligase activity. Gene Ontology annotation, cellular component: cytoplasm; ubiquitin ligase complex. Gene Ontology annotation, biological process: positive regulation of proteasomal ubiquitin-dependent protein catabolic process; protein polyubiquitination; ubiquitin-dependent protein catabolic process. The record is from RefSeq and is a predicted model, not a curated record. The transcript is spliced from 3 exons. Lineage: Eukaryota; Fungi; Basidiomycota; Agaricomycetes; Agaricales; Hydnangiaceae. The coding region runs from base 1 to 1497 and encodes 498 amino acids.
AUGUCGCUCUCUGAGCCGUCGCUUCCACUCUUUGACCAGCAACAAUCAAUCUACCUGGAAGAUCUCGAGACCACCCUCCUAAUAGCCCAGCUCGCUCGUCAGGAUCUCGACGAAGUCACUCAAUCUCGCAAGGGCAAAGGUCGAGCUGACGCCCCACGCUCCGAUGAGGAGUUAGCGUUUCAAUACCAGAGGGGGCAACUGAGUGACUGGCUCGCAUUUCUGGAGGAUGCUAAGCUGGCAAAGAGUAUCGGCAGCGCUAUUGAAACUGACCAAAACAUUUUACAAGCCUUUUCUAUCGUGGAACAGGCAGCGGCGGAUGACCAUCGUGCAGCCGACCUGCUGUCAAGUGGACGUACCUUACCCAAGCCUACCGCCGCACAAAAGCAGCUCGAAGAUUCCAACUUCUUUGUCGACCCUCUCUCUUCUCAAGAUGCGAUGGCAACAAGCCCAACUCCAGGCAAAGGAAAAGCCGCGGCUGAGAGGCGAACCGCUACCACAGCAGCCACCUCCAAAUAUGCUUCCAAGGCAUUGUCUGCGGGGCCCAGUGUUGACGGAUACAAACGAAUUUCCUGUACGAUUUGUGGGGAACAGGUCAGAGUGCGGGACAGCUUACACACACCCUGCGACCACUUCUACUGCAGAGGUUGUGUCGUAGAUCUCGUUGAAACUUUCACUCGCGACGAAUCCCUGUACCCCUUACGAUGUUGCCAACAACCCAUCCCACCCGAGAACAUCAUGACCUUUGUAUCCUCCCGGCUACAAAUUCUUUUCACCGCCAAAUCCAGGGAGUUUGGCACCCCUUCACAAAGACGAAUUUACUGUGCCGUACCAACCUGCUCUGCCUUCCUUGGGUCCUCCGAGGGCGUCCCAGCAGCAUCGACAUUUCCUUGUCCAAAAUGUCGCGGUCUCACUUGUGUUUAUUGUAAACAACCUGGCCACCCAAACGAGGCAUGUAAAGAGGACCCGGCCGCACAGUUAACUCAAGAGUUGCGGGCGUUGGCCUCAAGUGAGCAUUGGCAAACUUGCCCCGGAUGCAAUGCUAUCGUAGAGCUGGAACAAGGGUGUUACCAUAUGACCUGCCGAUGCCGCACUGAGUUCUGCUAUCUCUGCGCCGUUCGGUGGAAAGAGUGUCCCUGUGUACAAUGGGACGAGGGGCGUCUAUUGGCCGCGGCUAGGCGUCAAGCCCGAAACGAGCUCGGCGCUAGGUUUCCAGCGGUCCAGCCUGCGGUAUUUGAACGGAGGGUCGAGGAAAGAAGGCGGGAACUUCGAGACAACCAUGACUGUGUCAGGCAUAACUGGCAGUUCCGACAGGGUGGAGGUCGUUGUGAAGGGUGUUCCUUCACACUUCGUGACUAUCUGCUGAUAUGGUACCCGCUUUUCGGCUUUAUAUUGCGGCUAACCAUUCCACCUACUUUCAGAUUUGCACAAAUUGUUCUCUUCUUGUAUGUGUUCGGUGUUCACGCAACCGCUUCUAGAACUGGCGUACGCCGCCGUUAA